Molecule: messenger RNA, 3491 nt
Organism: Fusarium verticillioides 7600
Lineage: Eukaryota; Fungi; Ascomycota; Sordariomycetes; Hypocreales; Nectriaceae
Exons: 2
Coding region: 69-3491 (1140 amino acids)
Biological process (GO): mitotic cell cycle
Source: RefSeq, a predicted model, not a curated record
GUCUACUUAAUCUCUUUCUUUUUCCAUAUACUAACCAUACACCAACAACACAGUGAACCAUAAUCACCAUGGAAUCACCACCCAAGAGAAUGACCCGGGCCAGAGCUGCCGCAAAGGCCACUGAUCCCUCGGUCAAGACAACAAAGAUCGUCACAGCUGCUGCGCGGGCAAAGAGUACCGCGACUGCAGGCACAAAAAGCACAGCCGCUAAGAGAAAGACAAGAGCGGAUGAGGAAGAGGAGGAUCAACGCGAAGUUGCUGUUGUCAGAAGAACGCGUGGUCGACCAAAGAAGACUGAGGACCAAGAAUCUGAGGUUGAACCUGUAGCACCAGCGAAACCCACAAGAGGCCGUGCAAUCAAGAAGACGGCCACAGAACCUCCCAAGGAGACUGCUGCACCUGUCAGAGCUACUCGGGGACGGCCUCGGAAGGCUGUUGCUGCUGAAUCAGAAGAGUCUGCUCCGGCACCAGCCCCUAAAAAGACAACCACUCGCACUCGCACAACUACCACAACAGCUGCAACAACAAAAUCAACAGCUGCCGCCAAACCUGCUGCCAGAAAGGCUGUCAAGUUCCAAGAGCCUGACAAAGAGAACAUCGAGCCUGCUACCGAGGCCAAGGAGCCUGCUCGGCCAGGAAUCAGAGGCCGACCAGCCAAACGUGGAGGAGCAGCUGGAAGUCGAACGACCAGAGCGGCGGUAAGAUUCGCCGAGUCGACAGACAACAAGCCUUUAAGUCCUAAGAAGAUUACCCAGAUACCUGUUUCGAGGGACGAUGAUUCCGAGGACGAACUCGCCGGUGACAUGCCGCCUGUCAAACCGAUGAAGAAGAACCCGAUCAAGCCUCCUACAAGUGCUGCUAGAGCCCAGCCUGAGCCGACCGAAAAAUCUACCGAGUCAACAAAUGCUUUAGAUAGCAUCACAAAUCCGCCAGACCUUGGCGGAAUCAACCUAUCUCCUGCAAAGAGACGUCCAGCCUCGCCUCUCAAAGACACAAUGAGAUCGCCAGCACGCCGAAUCGGUCCUGUUGCUCUGCCUGGAUCUACAAUGAAGAAGACACAGGACGACACCACGCAAGCUGCAGAAGGUACUUCGUUCAAGAAUUCUUUACUCAUGUCGGCGGCUAAGCGACCUCAAUCACCCAUCAAGGGAUUGAACUUUGCAACAUCGCUCAAGCCUCAACAGACCCAAUCAGCAAUGAAGGCGUCACUUCUUCUUUCACCUCCGAAACGGGCCAUGCCUGGACUGAAGCCGGUCACAGAACCGCGACCUAGAGAUGUUGCGGAGCUGGGCGAACCACCAGUCAUGAAGCCUCUGGUGAUGGAUACUCCUAGUCGUGCCCCUUCUACCCGAUCUUCGGAUAAGCUUAUGUCGGAAGAGCAAGCUGAGCUUGAGUUUGAUGCUGUUGAUGACGAUGUCUUCAAUGACCCCAUUGAGAACUUGCAAUUCCCUGGCCGUCUGUCUGCUGUGCUUCCUCGUCAUGCUGACCCUGCCUUGAAGAAAGAGAUGGGUAUUGUCGAUGAGACUGACGAAGAGCCUGCUCCAGUUGACGCCAUCAUCGAGACUCUCGAAGAGCCUCAGGCGGAAGUCGAGACUGCCGUCGAGGUUGGUGAAGAUAUUGCGACUGAGGCUGAAGCAGUCCAAGAAGUGGUAGAAGAAGUGAACGACCUUACCGACGAGGAGGACAGCAUGGCCGUUGACGAAGAAAAUGCUGAGGCAGAUGAUGUACCUGAGGAAGUUGAGUCCAAGAAUUCAACUCCCGCUCAGUCUCCCCAGCAAGAACAGAAUCCCAUGUUCCAGCUCAGGGACAAGGAUUUGGAGCCCUCUCAAGACUCGGACUCUGAGGAUGAGACCAUGGCUAUCAAGGGUGUAGCGCCUACCACCCCAACACCAUUUGUUCGCAAGACACCCAAGACUUCUCGUGCUUCUAUGGGUGGAUUUAGCGCACUCGCUGAUCGACUUGAUUCUUGGAAGGCCAGUACGCCUAUCAAGAUGGCUCCUCUCGGUGGAGAGAAGCUCUCUAACAAGUCAGCUACUCCUCGAUCUGAGGCCUCACCCGCUUCGACUCAUUAUUUCGAAGAUGAGAUGACGGUACGUGCAGGUAUGGAAGAACUUCAGGCGGACAGGACUGCCGAAAUUGUUGAGCCCACUUUUGAUGACAUGGAGGUCACUGAGGAGGAUGUUGAGUUGGCCAACGAGGCUAAUGAGAUGUCUCUGAUGGAGCCCGAGAUUCUUGAAGAGGUUGUCAAUACUGAAGCUUUUGACGACACUCUCUCCGAGGCUAGUCAAGAGUAUGGCGAUGAGAAUGAGGCCCCUGUUUCUAUGACACCCAUUACACCUGUUCGUCCAGUCAUGAAGACCUUCAACACCACCACAAAGGUUCCUCUGAAGCCUGCAGACGACUCAUCUCCUUCCCCUCUGAAGAAGCGCAGCUUCAGCGCAUCGCGAGUUGCUCCCAAGCGCCCCUCAGGGCCUACCAGGAGUGCUUCCGUCAUCUCUUACUCCCCUACCAAGGGUAGAAAGAGUAUGCCCGCAACCAUUGCCGAGGUCCCGUCUGUCCCUUCAACACCUGCCCCUGCCACGCCCUCAAAGUCUGAGCUCUGGUCGUCCUUGGGCACGCCCGCUAGAACUCCCCGACGUGACGUCGACCCUGCUCUACUUCGUGGAGCUGUGGUCUUUGUCGAUGUUUACACCAGCGAAGGAGCUGAUGCCAGCAGCAUCUUCGUGGAGCUGCUCACGCAGAUGGGUGCCAAGUGCCUAAAGUCAUGGAGCUGGAACCCCAAUGGAUCUGGCAACGAUGUGACGUCCACUAAGGUUGGAAUCACACAUGUUGUCUUCAAGGACGGCAGCAAGCGCACACUGGAGAAGGUCCGUGAGAGCAACGGAAUCGUCCAGUGUGUCGGAGUCAGUUGGGUGCUUGACUGUGAGCGUGAGAACGACUGGGUGGAGGAAAGUCCCUACAAGAUCGACACAAGCAACGUCCCUCGGGGUGGAGCUCGUCGCCGCAAGAGUAUGGAGCCCAAGGCUUUGGCCAACAUGAACGGCACCCUCGUCAACAGCCCUACCAAGGGAAGCUCUCGCACAGCUCCCUCUACGCCGAUCAACCGUCGUGAAAGCACACAAUGGAUGUACACCCCUUCAGAUCAAGGAGACGAGGACGAGGAGAUGGAGGAUUUUGAGUAUUCCGAAGCCAUCCUGACCCCUGUUCCCAAAACUCCUGCCCCUGAGGCCAUUGCUCGCUAUGCUGCCAACCUUGUCCCUGAUACUCCAUCUGACGAUGGUGACGAUGACGACAUGGGUGACUCCCCUAGUAAGGAUGCUCUCCUUAUGCGAACAUGCCCUCCCAAGGCCAACCCCUUCCGUGAGUUGGGUGCUGGCAUCAUCAGCGAGACCAAGGAUGAUAACGUCCUGAUGCGCCUCAUGGCGGCUCGACGCAAGAGUCUUCAGUUUGCCCCCAAGAUUGGAAGCCCUCUGGCUAGAACUUGGCAAUAG